UGGCAACCUCGACGAAUCAUCUCUCGCGAAGCGCAAGAUGGAUUGAAGAUGCUGGCGGAGAACGAUCCGCAGCUCUGGACCGCCGAGACGCUGGCUGCUCAAUUUAGAAUCUCGAAAGAUGCUGUGAGGAGGAUUUUGAAUAGCAAGUGGAAAGUGUCUAGAGAG
Molecule: messenger RNA, 165 nt
Organism: Ceraceosorus guamensis
Lineage: Eukaryota; Fungi; Basidiomycota; Exobasidiomycetes; Ceraceosorales; Ceraceosoraceae
Exons: 1
Cellular component (GO): nucleus
Source: RefSeq, a predicted model, not a curated record